AUGCCAGACACGACCGAAGUCCGCAAGCGUUCGCGCUCGCCUUCUGACUCGGACACCCACCAACAGUCCCACAAGCGCGUCAACACCGGUGCCCCUGCAUCGCCACGCUCCGACUCCAAAAAAGAUGAACACGAAUCCGCUCCUGCCUCCCCCGCCUCCGCGUCCAAAAAGGAUUCAGACCCACCCGCACCACCCGCCGCCCAGAUCCACAUGCGUUGCCUCAUUGUCACACAGGACGCCUCGAUUAUCAUUGGCAAGGCCGGCAAACAUGUCAACGAAAUCAGAGAAAAGAGCGGUGCCAGGGUCAUGGUCUCCGAAAGUAUCCCAGGAAAUCCCGAACGAAUUUUGAACGUUAGCGGUCCACUUGACGCGGUUUCCAAGAGCUUCGGAUUAAUUGUGCGUCGCAUCAACGAUGAGCCCUUUGACACACCCUCCGUCCCGGCAGUCGCGCAGUAA
Messenger RNA from Rhizoctonia solani, 456 nucleotides. Its product is annotated as cytoplasmic protein. The record is from RefSeq and is a predicted model, not a curated record. Lineage: Eukaryota; Fungi; Basidiomycota; Agaricomycetes; Cantharellales; Ceratobasidiaceae. The coding region runs from base 1 to 456 and encodes 151 amino acids. Gene Ontology annotation, molecular function: RNA binding. The transcript has 2 exons.